AGGAGGACUUAUGAGAGAGGGGGGUGAGUCGUAUCCAUCUUUGGAGGCUGGGCCUCACAGGAAUGUUAUCGUUUGUAGGGAAACAGGCAAAGGGAGUAGAAGAGUUAUCAGCACUCUCUACAACAAGGGAAGCUGAACAGUCAGCUGCAGGCCCCUCCAAGGAGCCUGAAUCUGAUCAACAACGUGCUCUUGAAGCUCGGACUGAUGCUGAAUCCAAGGCUGCCGCAGCCCAAGUACUUUAUAUUGAGCCUUGGGAGGAGACUAAGGAAGUCAACUUCCACUCUCACCUAGAACAUUGGCUGCAGCUCAAACAGCAACGCCGUGUUCAAGGGAGCGUGGAACUGAUCUUCUUUAAGUUGCUCAUUGACCACCGAUACAUGCGCGUGCUGAUUGAUAAUGGCUUAGCGACUAACUUAUUCUUUUCUCCUAACAGGAUUCGUAAGGCGGGUCUAGGAAUGAAGCAAGUGGAAUUGGAGAACCCGUGUCAAACCCAGGUAGGCAACCAAGAGGUUGUCACCUCAACGCAUGCUGUCAAAGGUGUGCGUGUCACCUUUGACAAGGAUCGCACUGUCACACAUGAGUUGAACUUCUACAUCUUGGACAAGUGUCCUUUCGACGCGGUCAUUGGCUUGGGCUGGAUCACCAAAAAGAAUGCUCAUCCUUUGCCUCGCAUAGAUGAUCGGCUAGAUGUGGCAGGUGGGUGGAAGGUGUUCUCCAAGAUCGAUCUCAAGUCUGGCUACCACCAGAUUGAAGUUGAUCCGAACGACCAGCACAAAACUGCAUUCAGAACAUGCGAUGGGUUGUACGAAUUCAUCGUUAUGCCCUUCGGUCUUACGAAUGCACCAGCCACAUUUCAGUGCCUCAUGGACAAGGUACUCCGUCAUCAGCUCAACAUGUUUGUUGUUGUUUACCUUAACGACAUCCUGAUUUUCAGCAAGUCCAUGGAAGAGCACGUCAAACACCUUGAGGAGGUUUUGCAGGUCCUCAAGGAAGCUCAACUGCACCUGAACUUAGAGAAAUAUGAGCUUGGAAGGGACAACGUCGUCUAUCUUGGUCACCGGUUGUCUGCAAACGGCCUUGAGCCGGAGGCAACCAAGGUUGAGGUUAUACGAAAAUGGCCUCAAUCGGCAAACGUACGCGAACUGCGUUCGUUUCUUGGUUUGGCUUCGUAUUAUCGGAAGUUUGUGCCCAAAUUUUCUGUCAUUGCUCACCCACUCUCGUGACUAACCAACAAAAUGUUGCUUAUGGG
Messenger RNA from Chara braunii, 1249 nucleotides. NCBI's taxonomy places the organism in Eukaryota, Viridiplantae, Streptophyta, Charophyceae, Charales, Characeae. The record is from the annotation of a GenBank genome assembly.